AGCGAAUAGAACCAAAGUGAGGCAGAAAAGUAUCAAGAUGAAGAUAAGAAUUGGUUUCAUUUGUAAAUUUAUACGAAUGAAGAUAAAAUUAGACGGAAAUGUUGAAAAUGAAACUAAUAGCUAUGAAAGAAAAAAAAAAUUAUAAAGAGAUUCCAGCUGCUUACACCAGAGUUCGUCAAGAACAUAUGUUAUUAUUAAAAAAAUGAAAAUAAAACAUUCAUAAUCUCCCGCCAAAGGGAGAUGCUCCCAUCAAGACUAGGUGAUCCAAGGUCAAGAUGGCAGACAAGUACCGGUACUGCAGCCAAAUAUUUUCUAACUUCAGGCAAAUAUUGCAACAGUCAAAGAGCUUGAAAACGUUGCAGAGCAAUCAGAAUCAAGGUGGGAUGCAUACCAUGUCAAGCCAUCGUCACACCAACAGAGGCAAUGGAGUAAACGAAAUAUGCGAAAAGGAUAAAAAUAUGUUUCGCCUCAGCUUGGCAAUGUGUGGCCCCGAUAGCCCCCAGGGAUUCGAGGUGUACACCGAGAUCCAAACCUCGAUUUCGUUUGAUCGACAAAAAUGGAUAUUAAUAAAUAAGUUCAUUAUUUUAUUGUGGAUCAAUGACAUCAUAACCUUAUGUCUCGCUCUUGCUAUUGUGGAGUACCUAAUGAGCUGAUUGUGUAAAAAUAAAUUUAAAAUGUUGGCUGUCAAAUAUUUUUCAUCAUAUCAUCUGGUCAUAUCAUAUGGUCUAUUCUACAGGAUACGUCCAUGAGAAAAGG
Molecule: messenger RNA, 756 nt
Organism: Nezara viridula (southern green stink bug)
Lineage: Eukaryota; Metazoa; Arthropoda; Insecta; Hemiptera; Pentatomidae
Source: the annotation of a GenBank genome assembly